Plectropomus leopardus (leopard coralgrouper) is the source of this 918-nucleotide messenger RNA. Lineage: Eukaryota; Metazoa; Chordata; Actinopteri; Perciformes; Serranidae. The record is from RefSeq and is a predicted model, not a curated record.
ACCAAGUUUGUAUUUCGCAGAUAUUAAAGUGAAAGAGCAGAGCGUCGAGAACAUGAUGAGGGGGAAGAAGAUCUACGAGCCUCCUCGCUACAUGACAGUCAGUCAGGCUGCAGAUCAGCUGAUCCAGAUCAUCCAGAGGAGGAGGGAGGAGGGGGAGGAGCUAGGUAUGACAGAGGACACGAUGUGUGUGGGCGUGGCCAGGCUCGGCGCAGACGACCAGACCAUCCGCGCAGCAACGUUACGUCAGCUGGUGUCAUGUGACCUUGGCGGUCCACUUCAUUCGCUGGUCAUUACCGGUCAGCUCCACCCACUGGAGGUGGACAUGCUGCAAGUGAACGCAGAACCAAAUGCACUGGAUCACCUGCGCAUGAUCGACAGCUCCACCCACAGCUCGUAAUCCAGACAUGUUUGUCUUCCUGCACUUGUGAGGACUGUCACUGGUGUCGAGCGUUCUCGCACCUGAAAACACAAAAUGUAAACUGAUUCUGACCUGAACCUUCAGACUGUCUACUACAAGGGUUUGACAGCCUGGUCCUCACAAAAAUAGCUAAAUUAAACAAACACACGUUUGUCUUUCUGUGCUUGUAAAGACCAUUAUUUGCAAAUUGUGUUCCCAAACCUCUGAACUGGAAACGUUAAAACCUUCAGACUGGUCUUCUCUGUGGAGACGAGGAGCAGAGACGUCCUCGCUAGAAUGGUUUACAGCAAUGGUCCUCACAAAGACAGCGAGACAGGAAGGUGUCGUUGAUCAUCAGAAUAAUAGAAGAACAUUUGUGAUCCAUAACUGUUUCUUUGUACUGUGAAAACAUACAGUUGAACAGUUGAGUCCUCCUAAUGUGUGUUAAUGACUGAGGUCCCCACUCUGUACCCUGAGAAGAACAAAAUGUAAUGUCAUCAAUAAAGAGAUCAAUAAUCAGA